This is a messenger RNA of Funneliformis mosseae, 147 nucleotides long. NCBI's taxonomy places the organism in Eukaryota, Fungi, Glomeromycota, Glomeromycetes, Glomerales, Glomeraceae. The record is from the annotation of a GenBank genome assembly.
AUGUUAUUCAUCAUUGAAACGCUCAUAACUCUUGAAUUUAACACUUGUGACGACCUUGGUGGUACAGAUACCGAGAUCAAGAUGCAGAGGAAUAAAACCAUCACCAUUAAAAUGCUCGUAUUCCUUGAUGAAGACGCAGCUAUUGAU